This is a messenger RNA of Colletes gigas, 892 nucleotides long. Its product is annotated as protein lifeguard 4-like. The record is from RefSeq and is a predicted model, not a curated record. Bases 21 to 758 code for a protein of 245 amino acids. Gene Ontology annotation, biological process: negative regulation of apoptotic process. The transcript has 5 exons. Gene Ontology annotation, cellular component: membrane. NCBI's taxonomy places the organism in Eukaryota, Metazoa, Arthropoda, Insecta, Hymenoptera, Colletidae.
CUAUUUACAAAGUGGGUUGAAUGAUGAUUACCGAUACAAAAAACAUGGCUAGUGAAUCAGUGAAACUGAUUGAAGAAGAUGUCGAAGGUGGUGGAAAGGAGCAAGACAUGAAUGAAAUUAAUUAUAUUAACAUACGAUUAGGUUUUCUUCGAAAGGUAUAUGGCUUGUUAAGUCUUCAACUUUUGAUAACUGUAAUGGUAUCUACAGUAUUUAUGGCAUUUCAACCCCUUAAGACUUUUCUACAAGAAAAUCCUUGGACGAUAAUGUUGUCGUUUAUCAUGACUAUGGGAACUUUAAUCGCACUGUACAUAAAAAGGAGAGAACAUCCAGCGAACUUGAUGCUAUUGACUUUAUUCACAUUGUCGAAAGCUUACACAGUUGCAAUACUGGUGUCGAUGUACGAAGUCACUACAGUUCUGCAGGCACUCUUUUUAACAUUAACAGUUGUGGUAGGACUGACGAUCUACGCGUUUCAGGGCAAGCGACAGCCAUCGAUCUCAAUUUCCGGGUUGUUCAUUGGCCUUUGGAUCUUAUUGCUCGGUGGUUUCAUGCAAAUAUUUCUACAAAAUAGCCUACUAGAAUUGACACUGGGCAUCACCGGGGCGAUAUUAAUGUCCAUGUUUAUAAUAUUCGACACUCGUUUGAUGAUGCAUACACUCUCCCCGGAAGAGUACAUAUUGGCUACUAUUAAUAUUUAUCUCGACAUAAUUAAUUUGUUCAUGUACGUUCUAAGAAUUCUAUCGGAGACGUCGCAAUAGGCUACAAAUUCGUGUAUUCUUGUUUCAAUUGGUAUAAGUUACUUCAAUUUUUUAAAUAAAUAAUUUUCAAUACAAAUUCUGGGUACAUCUAAGUUUCGAACGUCUAACAUUGUGAAUAGUAUUAACUAUUAAAA